Molecule: messenger RNA, 326 nt
Organism: Ambispora leptoticha
Lineage: Eukaryota; Fungi; Glomeromycota; Glomeromycetes; Archaeosporales; Ambisporaceae
Source: the annotation of a GenBank genome assembly
AAAUCAUUACGUCUGGAGAUUAUAUUAAAUGGCUUCGUACAGUGGUAAUAUGGGAGGAAACUGUGAAUGUUUUUGACGAAUUCUGUCAAUAUGUUUCCCACCCAACUCAGCGAUAUCUCUAUGACCUUUUUCUUUCCAGAAGCAACGAAAUGAAAGUCUAUCAUAUCAAAUGUUCAGAUCAAGUUAAGAUCGAAGAGCAGAUGUUUACAGACAAGGAUUUGGUCCCUCCUGACAGGAAGGCCCGUUCUGAAUUACGUGAAAUCUACGCUACACAAAAUUGGUAUGAUCGAAAUUUACCAAUAGUUGUUGCCUGGUACAACAAAUAA